Molecule: messenger RNA, 1557 nt
Organism: Trichogramma pretiosum
Lineage: Eukaryota; Metazoa; Arthropoda; Insecta; Hymenoptera; Trichogrammatidae
Product: spindle and kinetochore-associated protein 1-like
Exons: 5
Coding region: 282-1169 (295 amino acids)
Biological process (GO): chromosome segregation; cell division; mitotic cell cycle
Cellular component (GO): outer kinetochore; mitotic spindle; spindle microtubule
Molecular function (GO): microtubule binding
Source: RefSeq, a predicted model, not a curated record
UUUUCAUGCGUUUGAAAUUUGAAAGUCUUCAAAAUAUACAUUCAAAAAUGAAAAUUCGUAAUAAUUUUUAUGCUAUGCUUGGAUUAUUGUAGUGAUUUUGAAUGCCAAAGUGAUAUAAAUAAUUUUGACGUUUCGGUGACAUACUUUACAUUCAACAAUUGUAAAUAACUUGUGCGGCGUCCCUUUUUAACCUCAAAUGAAUAAAAUUAUAAUAUAUUAUAAAUAUGCGUAAUUGAGUGCAUGAUCACUGAUUGAACUGAUAAAAAAAAUUAACUGUCACAAUGGCUUCCUAUCAAUCCUUGGAGAAUCUUUUGACAGUGCAAACACAAAAGUUGCAAGAUUUAGAAACAGCUACAGAUUUGAUACAAAGUAAAAGUUUUAUUCAAGAAGAACUUGUCACUGCUUAUGGAGAAGUAUGUUCUAUUGCAAGAGAUAUUCAAGAUUUGAAAGAAGAUGUUAAAAUAAUGAGAGUAGACAAUGAUCGGUGUAAAGACUUAUUAAAUUUGCUGAAAUCUUUGGAUAACCAAAUCAGGCAUAUGGAACAAAAUAUUCCUCUUAAAAUUCAAGAAUAUGUUAAAUCUGAAAUUCCAACUAAUAAUAAUACUGAUGAUAAUAGUUCCAAACCAAAAGAAAAGAAUGAAAAUGCAUCAUUCAAUAACACAACAUUCAAUAAUGCUACAUUCAAUGGCAGUGAUGCCCAGAAUGCCAACAAUACCAUCAAUACCACUGCCACUACAGCUAUGAAAAACUGCAAAAAAACAUUAUUCAAUGAACCUGAAAUACCUCAAAUGAUACCAAUUACUCCAAGUGAAUUUAGUAAACUUCCUAAGUAUAUAAUUGGAAGGCAUACUAUUGAUACUCUUAACAGCUUAGUAUCUAGUAUCAACCAAAUCAUCAAAUCAAAGUAUUCACUAAUUGCUUUGGGGAAAAAUGGAUCCAGAAAAAAAGGAGAGUUAGAUUUGUACUUACAUUACAAAAAAGAACAAAUGAACUUGGGACCAGAUGAAGAAAAUACCUAUUUUUUCACGGCAGAAGAUUAUGAAAAAUACAUCAAAGCAAGACUUGAUAAAACGAAAUUAAAUUUAUUAAUUGCUCUAAGGCAUUGUAAAAAAUUACGUGAGAUCAGAACAACAAAAACUGUAAAUUAUGCAUUAAUUUUACCUAACUAAUAGAUGUCUAUUGUGUAACAAUAACAAUAUAGUCUGAAUUGUGUGAAUGUGCAAAAAAAAGACUUUAAAUUUUAUGAAAUGUUGAAUCUCAAACAUAUAUCCAAAGCUAUAUAGACUUGACUUUAUAAAUUUGGACAACAGAGUGGAUUUAUAUUGUAAAUUUCUAAUGAAAAAUUAUUUGUACAAAGAAAUUGAAAUGUUUCUAACUUUUCAAUACAAUGAUUGCAAUUAUCACUUCAAUAAUUGCAUUAUGGUCUCAUACUAAUAUAAUCAAAUUGUACUAUUAUAAUCAAAGUGUAAUCAUUAAUUUAAGUUGAAAUGUGCAACAACUAGAUGUAUAUCACGAGUCAAAGAACAAAAAUAAAUUUAUAAUCGGCUUUAAAAAAAA